Aspergillus sclerotioniger CBS 115572 is the source of this 1493-nucleotide messenger RNA. RefSeq lists its product as uncharacterized. The transcript has 3 exons. Bases 1 to 1170 code for a protein of 389 amino acids. Lineage: Eukaryota; Fungi; Ascomycota; Eurotiomycetes; Eurotiales; Aspergillaceae. The record is from RefSeq and is a predicted model, not a curated record.
AUGGCGGCGAUUAAUCGAGAAGAAGCACGCAACAGAAUUGAGGCUGCAGUAUUGCAGACAUAUGAGGAUCAAAAUCCUCGGACAGACAACCAAGAGCAGGAGGCCGCUCAGAAUCAACCGUUCGUCAGACCACAUCUCAGCGCCGCCGACAAAGCUGUAGCCAUGGUACUGGAAGCCGUGCGUUUGAUAGAAUGGUGGGAAGAGAACGGCGUGCCUAUGAUGCGGAAAAUUAAGUCGAGGGAAGCGACAUCGGCAUCAGUGCUGUAUCAUCGGGGGGUCGAAGUUCCACCUUGUACCCGCUGCGAAAGACUCGGCCCGUUCGCCCGUUGCAUUAUUGCCCCUGUGUAUCGGGAAAAAUCCAUCCAUCGCGCAGCUUGUUCUAACUGCAUCUUUUAUCAUCAUGGAACAUACUGUUCUCACAGGGAGAAAUUCCAGGUGACGACGAAGAAGGACUGGAAUGCUGAGGACACGGAACACGUUUUGGCAGCAGGUGGCCUAAGAGCUGCCCUGCAAGCAGCCGGUCAGACCGGAGUGGAGUUCCUCAGCGCCCAGCCAGCAGACGCCCAGCCAGCAGACGCCCAGCCAGCAGACGCCCAGCCAGAGGACGCCCAGCCAGAAGACGCUCAGCCAGAGGACGCUCAGCCCGCAAUCGCUCAACCAACAGACGAGCAGCCCGCAAUGCCUCAACCCGCAGUGGCCCAGCCUAUGAUGGCACAGUCUAAGAAGGCUAGGACCAACAAGCCCGAGCUCAACAAGACCGACCCCGACAACGACCAGCCCGAGAAGACGCAGCACGAGGAAUAUGAGGCAGAAGCGAGACGAUACAUGUUGCCUGAAGGCUUCGAAAUGGACUUGGCUAACUUCAAUGAGUUUGGUGAGUAUACCCAAGAGCAAGUUGAUCCUGACUUUGGAUGGACUCCACAGCCUCAGGCAUCCAGAAAGGAGAUCCAGGCUAAUCACAUGCCGUCACCUCCAGGUGCCCCGGAGCCGAUUCAACAAUAUCAGAUGCCCACAAUGCAGUCAGACCCGUUCUCCUUGUGCGCCUAUCCUGUCAACGACGAUUACUGGCUGUUUCGAUUGACCCCUGAAACACUUUGUGAGGACCAGGAACCGGGUCAUCGCCCAGGCAGAGAACGCUGGCAUCCCUACCGGGGACACCGUGGAGCUUGAGUUUUUGACUUCUGUGGUGAAGGCAUAAGACGGCUUUGUUGUUGAUCUAUUUCCUGGUCUGAGGUGUUGAUACUCUCCCACGUCAUUGUGGAUAGUGGCGGUGAACUGUGGAACACGGAGUAGGUUGUUGUCUCUUUUUUUUCAUGCCUUUUCAAUCUUUUUUUCCUUUAUUUGUUGUGAUUAUGUGACUGGAAUUAACGAGAGACCAGCACUGGCAAGAGAUGCCGUGCAGAUAAUGAUACAAAAUUUAGAAAUAGGAUGCAUGGGAGAUGAACGUAGAUGCGGGGAGAUGGAUGUAGAGUGAAAGUGAAGGCGAUGAUGGG